Molecule: messenger RNA, 279 nt
Organism: Emiliania huxleyi CCMP1516
Lineage: Eukaryota; Haptophyta; Isochrysidales; Noelaerhabdaceae
Exons: 1
Source: RefSeq, a predicted model, not a curated record
UGGGUCCUCCUCUUCAACGCGGCGCAGAAGGACGAGGGCGUGUACACGCUCCAGGGGAACAAGCCGGACGUCGGCCGGCGCACCUAUCUCGUCGGCUUCAGCGAGAAGGACGACGCGGAGAGCUUCGUGUCGCUCCUCGAGGCAGAGACCUUUGACCCCGCGAGCGUGUCUCGCUGGAGCUCGCUGCAGCUGCAGGCCUUUUGCGAGACGGCCAACUUUGACCUCGCCCUUGUCCCCUGUGGCGGGCUCCUCCUCCCGCCCUCGCAGAACGUCUACGAC